Lactuca virosa is the source of this 414-nucleotide messenger RNA. Lineage: Eukaryota; Viridiplantae; Streptophyta; Magnoliopsida; Asterales; Asteraceae. The record is from the annotation of a GenBank genome assembly.
AUGCACUCUAAAUCCACAAUCGGAGUUGAAUUUCAGACGCAGACCAUGGAGAUCGACGGCAAGGAGGUCAAAAGCUUAGAUUUGGGACACUGUCGCACCACUUUCGAUAGCGUCACCAGAUGGAUUAAAGAACUCAAAAAUCUGACUGAAACUGCAACUCAUUCGGAUACAACAUCGGUGAGGAUGUUGGUUAGGAAUAAAUGUGAUUUGGGGAAUAUUCAAGCUGAAAGUGUUGAAGAUGGGAAGAAACUUGCAGAAAACGAAGGAUUAAUCUUCAUGGAAACAUCUGCACUUGAUUCAACUAACGUGAAAACAACUUUCGAGUUGGUGAUUAAAGAGAUCUACAACAAUGUUAGCAGGAAAGUAGUAAACUUUGAAUCGUAUAAAUCGUUUUUGUUCCUUCGUUGUUUAUGA